Messenger RNA from Microtus oregoni (creeping vole), 5298 nucleotides. It is a transcript of the gene Samd9l, whose product is annotated as sterile alpha motif domain containing 9 like. Gene Ontology annotation, cellular component: cytoplasm. The record is from RefSeq and is a predicted model, not a curated record. The transcript is spliced from 4 exons. Lineage: Eukaryota; Metazoa; Chordata; Mammalia; Rodentia; Cricetidae. Gene Ontology annotation, molecular function: protein binding. The coding region runs from base 311 to 5047 and encodes 1578 amino acids.
UUUGGUUUUGUUUUUGAAUAAGAUCCUUAGAAUUGUAUUUGAAGAAAAAUAAGAAAACACAGCUUAAAGUGACUGGUUUCAAGCUUCUGGAAUAAAAAAGUUUUCAGGGAAAUUCUGGAGGAAGGAAAUACAGACACCAGACAUUUGCUUCACCAAUAUGGACAGUUUUUCACUGUUUUUUUAAACAUAGAAGAAAUUUGAACGUUUUGUGGGAACAUCAGUGACCUCUGUGAUUCACGACCUUACCCUGGCAGUGGGAGUCCUUUCCCUGACUCUCGAGUCAGUUUUGGAACAACUUUGAAGUUUUGACAUGAGUGAAAAAGUUCCUCAACCUAAAUUGGUCAAAGACUGGACCAAAGAACAUGUAAAAGAAUGGAUAACUGAACACCUUAACAUUGAUGAGAAAUAUGCUCAAAUCCUGUUCAAUGAAGAAGUGACAGGGAUGGUUCUUCAGGAACUAACUGAAAAGGAUCUUAGAGAAAUGGGGCUGCCACGGGGUCCAGCACUUCUGAUAAAACGUAUGUAUAACAAACUGAAUGAUUCCUCUGAAAGUGACAAUCAAGAUUCCAGACAAUUAAAUAAAACAGAACGCUCAAUUAAAAAACACCAAAAAAAGACCAAAAAUGAAGAAGAAAAAUCAGCUCCAUCCAACAGUGACCAUGAUCUCAGUGGGACGGCACAGAACACAGAACAAGAAGGAAGUCUUCUCAAGGAAGAUGUAUUAAGUGACAGAGUGACUAAAGACGUGGCGGGCGAUAAACCCAAACCAGAACACAUGUCUUGCAUGCCACAUCCCUUUGAUUCUUUCCAUGAUGACAGAAGAUACAUAGAACAUUCUAUUCUACAAGUUGCCGAAACAGGACCUCUCAAUCUUAUAGACCCAGUACAUGAAUUCAAAGCCCUCACAAAUACAGAGACAGCCACAGAAGAAGACAUUAAGAUGAAAUUUAGCAAUGAAGUCUUCCGAUUUGCGUCAGCUUGUAUGAAUUCGCGUACCAAUGGAACUAUCCAUUUUGGAGUUAAUGACAAACCACACGGAGAAAUUGUUGGUAUGAAAGUCACCAGUAAGGACAUCUUUAUUAACCACUUCAAUGGAAUGAUCAAAAAGUAUUUUGAAGACAGUGACAUCAAAGAAGCCAGAGCUUGUAUUCGGGAACCAAGGUUUGUGGAAGUCCUACUGCAGAACAAAACAUCAUCUGAUAGAUUUGUUAUUGAAGUAGAUGUUAUUCCCAAACAUUCUAUAUGUAAAGAAAAGUAUUUCUACAUUACGCUGCAAAGUUACACAGACAAAACAUGGAAACAAAGCACAGAGAAUUCAUUGUUUGUGAGAGAAGGGGCUAGCUCUAAGAAUAUCCUGGCCAAUGCCAAGCAACGGGAUAGAGAGUUCAAAAACUUUCUAGAGAAUUUAAAGUUAUGGAUAGCAUCUAGAAAAGAGGCUGAAGAACACAGGGUGGUGACUAAGAAAGAGAGUGAGGGACUAAAAUUAGGUAAACUUUUGACCAGACACCAAAGCUCACUGGAUAAAUCUUACUACGACUGGUACAUUCUUGUAACAAACAACUGUGCACCAAAUCAAAUAGAGCACUUAGAUUUCCUAAAGGAAAUCAAAUUGUUUGCUGUGCUGGAUUUUGAUCCUUACUCUCAGAUGAAGGGAGUGGUCAAAGCUUACAGAGAAAGCCGGAUAGCAAACCUUCACCUACCCAGUCACUAUGAAGAAAAAACUACCACGGUAGAGAAAAUCACUUCUCUGAAACUGUAUGAGCAGCCCAGCUGGAUCUUCUGCAAUGGCAGAUUAGACUUACAAAAUGAUUCGUGUCAACCUCUGGAGCCACAUUUGUGGCAGAAAGAUAGAGCUUCUCAGGUCAGGAAAGUGAUCUCAUUUCUCACAGAUGAAAAUAUAAUGGCAAGAGAAAAGCUUUUAGUGGUGUUUCUCUUACUUUCUCCAGUAGAAAGCCAGAAAGAUCCCCUCAUUGAAACUUUCUGUGCUUUCUAUCAAGUUUUCAAUGGGAUGGACAACAUGUUGUGUAUCUGUGUCGGCUCGCAUAUCUACCAACGGUGGAGUGAUCUACUACAAGUAAGACUGGAAGUCAAAGAGGAUUUAGCAGAACAUAGUAUUUCCACUUUAAAUAUAGAACUGGUCAACAAUACUAUCCUUAAACUGAAAUCAGUGAUUCAGUCUUCAAGAAGAUUCCUGCCCUCCUGUGGUUCCUCCUCAGUUAUCCUGGAGAAAAUGGAGGAAGAUAUCCUGACAGCCCUGGAAAUCCUCUGUGAAAAUGAAUGUAAAGACACAGACAUAGAGAAAGAUGAAUCUGAAUUCCUAAAAUUUAAGAAAUUAAGAGAAGAACAUUUUUAUCGAGGAGGCAGAGUAUCCUGGUGGAACUUCUACUUUUCUUCUGAAAACUAUUCUUCAGCUUUUGUGAAAAGAGAUGGCUAUGAAGAACUUACUACUUUAAUACAACAGUGUGCAGACUCUCCAAAGCCCAUAUUUGCCAAAAUCAUCAACCUGUACCAUCACCCAGGCUGCGGAGGCACGACGUUGGCUAUGCAUGUUCUCUGGGACUUAAAAAAGAAGUUCCGAUGCGCUGUAUUGAGGAACAAAGCAGCUGAUUUUGUAGAGAUUGGAGAACAAGUAAGCAAGCUGAUCAGCUAUAAGGCUAUCAGCCACCAGGAUUACAUCCCUGUUCUUCUCCUUGUGGAUGAUUUCGAAGAACAAGAAAACACCUACGUUCUUCAGAAUGCCAUCAAUUCCUUUAUAGCAGAAAAGGGUCUGAGAUAUGAAAAAACUUUAGUAAUAAUCCUGAAUUGCAUGAGGUCUCAGAAUCCAGAUGAAAGUGCAAAAUUAGCAGAAAGCAUUUCACUAAAAUACCAGCUUUCUCCCAAAGAACAAAGAGCAUUUGAGGCCAAACUACAGGAAAUAGAAAAGGAACAUAAGAAUUGUGAAAACUUUUAUUCCUUCAUGAUCCUGAAAGACAGUUUUGACCCAACUUACAUUCAAAAUGUAGUGAAGAAUACAUUGAAAGACCUGGACCCUCACAGCAAGAAAGCCCAGCUCAUUUCUUACCUGGCAUUACUCAAUUCUUACAUUAAAGAUUCUACCAUCUCUGUAUCACAGUGUGAGCUAUUUUUGGGAAUCACUUACACCAAUAAACAUGGGAAACCUGAAACUGUAGAAAACAACAUGGGAACCUAUUCCACACUUCUAAUACGAACAGAAGUUUCAGAAUAUGGGAGAUAUACUGGUAUACGUAUCAUUCACCCUGAAAUUGCCCGCUACUGUUUAAAAGAACUGGGAACGAGCUAUGGAAUGGGUAAGUGUCAAAUUGCAUUGAAUAUAUUAGAAGAGAACAUAUUCUACGACUCUGGAUUAGGAAGAGACAAAUUUAAGCAGGAUGUGCAAACUCUCUUGCUUAUAAGGCAACGUAAAGAACACGGUGCCGAAACAGACACACUAUUUUCCCCAUUAAUUGAAGAACUGCAGAAUGAGGAAACUGAACAGAUUUUGACUGCAGGAAGUGAUCGGUUCCCACAAAAUGCAUUCAUUUGUCAAGCGUUAGCGAGACAUUUCUAUAUUAAAGAGAAGAACUUUAGCACUGCUCUGGUCUGGGCAAAUUUGGCCAAAAGGAAAGCACCUAAGAAUUCCUACAUUUCAGAUACACUCGGACAAGUUUACAAAAGUGAGAUCAAACAGUGGCUGGGUAAAAACAAGGCCUGUAAAAGUAUUAGUGUGGAUGAUCUAACACAUUUGCUAGAAAUUGCUGAAAAGGCCUCCAAAGCUUUCAAAGAAUCUCAGCAACAAACUGACAGUAAAGACUCUGAGACUGAGGCCUGGGCACCACAGAAGUCCCGAAGAAGAUAUGACGUGUACAAUACUGCUGGGUUCUUUGGUGAAAUAGAAGUAGGUCUUGACACUAUCCAAAUUCUUCAGCUCACCCCGCUUUUCCACAAAGAAAAUGAAACGCUGAUGGACGCCAUGGUACAGUUUUUAUCUGGAAAGGGGCCCAUCCCUCCAGACCCAGAAGAUGGCUAUGAUGCUGUUCUCAGUAACUUUGCAUCGCACCUACAGAAUUUACAGUCAGAUUUGAAACGAUGUUUUGAUUUCUUUUUGGAUUAUAUGGGUCUUCUGAAACCAAGAAACACCCCUAAAGAAAUGACAGAACUCCUACUAAUUAAGAAAGUCAGCAAGUGUUUCGAGAAAUAUGCAGAUCUUUUCUGCCGAUCGGCAGAAUGUACCAGUUUGUUACAGGGCAGAGAUCUCUUACUCCAAGAAGAGAACUAUAGGAAACGCAUAGAAGCUAUGAGAGCAGACACGUUUUCAGGACUCCUUGAAUAUCUUAAUCCAAACCAUAAAGAAGCUAACAACAUGGAAGACAUAGUGAAAUACUACACCUUCUUACUACAGAAAGGUCUAAACAAACGACUGACAAAGGAGACCCAAAAUUUCAUUUUGGCAAACAUUAUUCUCAGUUGUCUAAAGCCCAGUUCCAAGUACAUCCUGCCAUUCAACACACUGAAAACAAAGCUCCGAGAAGUCCUGAAACUCGUGGGACUGAGCCAUCCAUAUCCUGAUCCUUAUUUCCUAGCCUGCCUUCUCUUCUGGCCAGAAAACAAAGAGCUCGAUGAAGAUUCCGCCCUCAUAGAGAAGUACGUCUCAUCCCUGAACCGGGCGUUCAGGAGACAGUACAAGCACAUGUGCAGGUCCAAGAAGCCCAGCACGCUGUUCUACCUGGGGCAGAAGAAGGGGCUGAACAGUCUUGUCCACAAGGCCAAAAUCGAGCAGUACGUCAGUGAAGUACGAGAUUCAAAUACUUUCUGGCAGAGUGGAGUUGUGUGGGAAAAGAGGGAAGUCAAAGACCUCCUGCGCCUACUGGAUGGUCAGGCUGAAGGCAAGCUAAUCUCUGUAGAAUAUGGAACAGAGGCAAAAAUAAAAAUACCAGUGACUUCUGUGUACUCGGGUCCACUCAGAAGUGGAAGGAACAUUGAAAGAGUGUCCUUCUAUCUAGGAUUUUCCAUAGAGGGCCCUCUGGCAUAUGGCAUAAAGGUCAUUUAAGAAGGUACAUCAGUCCAAAGAUGUUAAUUUACAACCAUUAUUGUGCUCACUCUUUCUAGUCCAUAACAUUUGCAUGACGAUAUUGGCUCGCUAUAAUCACAGUUCGCUCCUUUUCUCUGGUCAGUUGUGGAAGACUCCCAGAGCUUGACUCACAGCAGCAUCAAUCAUUCCAUACCCCCAAUAUGCGUUCCCAGGCUGAUGGCUUCUAUGAGUCACACUCUAAAUGAUCAAUAAAAUCUGUGUAAAUUAAA